Messenger RNA from Aspergillus puulaauensis, 3369 nucleotides. RefSeq lists its product as uncharacterized. Bases 1 to 3369 code for a protein of 1122 amino acids. Gene Ontology annotation, biological process: nucleoside metabolic process. The record is from RefSeq and is a predicted model, not a curated record. Gene Ontology annotation, molecular function: protein binding; ADP binding; catalytic activity. NCBI's taxonomy places the organism in Eukaryota, Fungi, Ascomycota, Eurotiomycetes, Eurotiales, Aspergillaceae. The transcript has a single exon.
AUGGCAGAGUCACGGAGUAUAAACCCCGCCAAUUACACCCUCGCAUGGAUAUGCGCGCUGCCGCUGGAGUUGGCAGCCGCAGAGGCGAUCCUUGACGAACACCACAGUUCCCCCUCCGCUCCUGGCACUCAAAGCGAGUACGUACUUGGAAAGGUUUCGGGUCAUAAUUUUGUCGUUGGGUGCCUGCCCUCUGGGAUAUAUGGCACGAACUCGGCAGCCGCGGCCGUGACUCGCCUUCUGUCUUCUUUCCCCAACGUCCGAUAUGGCCUUAUGGUAGGGAUCGGAGGCGGAGCACCGAGCAGGAAAGCAGAUAUUCGACUUGGAGAUGUGGUCGUCAGCAAACCUGUUGGAAGACUUGGGGGUGUGAUACAAUACGAUCUGGGGAAGGCUGUUGGCGACGGGCGUUUCGAGCAAACCGGGAUGCUAAACCAGCCCCCGGCGGUUCUAUUAACCGCUGUUUCAAGGAUGGAGUCGGAGCAGAUGAGGUUGAGCAAUAGUUAUAUCUCCAGUGAGAUAUCAAGAGUGUUGGCCCAAAACACCAAUAUGGAGCCUAGAUUUUCGAAGCCCGCCCAGGAGGACCGUCUUUUCCACGCAACCUAUUCCCAUCCAGAGGAAAGAACUUCUUGCUUGGACUGCGAUAUCAGAGAGAAGGUUGAUCGACCCCCUCGACUAUCGAAAGAGCCUCAGAUCCAUUAUGGAACCAUCGCAUCUGGAAACCGAGUUGUCAAGGACGGCCGGCAACGAGAUGAGAUCGCACAGCAGUUUGAUGCAAUUUGUUUUGAGAUGGAAGCAGCGGGGAUUAUGAACCAUCUUCCAUGUAUUGUGGUUCGGGGUAUUUGUGACUAUUGCGACUCGCACAAAAACAAGGAAUGGCAGGGGUAUGCAGCCCUCGCGGCAGCAACCUGUGCCAAACAACUUCUCGCCUUUGUGGCUGCUUCUAUACCUUGUCAAUCGCAGCUUGAUGGGCCGAAGAAGAGCCAUUUUAUGGUCCCGUUCGAGCGCAAUCCGCGAUUUCAAGGCCGUGAAGACACAGUCCGUCAACUCGCAGACCAAGUGCUCUCCACAGAUCAUACCAAAGCUCGAAAAGCAGCUGUUUCAGGACUGGGUGGGAUGGGGAAGACACAGGUUGCACUUGAGCUUGUUUAUACUAUACGGCAGCAGGAUCCUGCACGAUCCAUAUUUUGGAUUCCUUCGACGAGUAUCGAAGCUGUGGAACAGGCAUUUCGAAAUCUUGCUUGCUUAUUAGGUGUAUCAGAUGGUGGUUCUGAUGAUGUAAAAACAAUCGUGAAGAACUACCUGAGCACCGAAAGAGCUGGCCCAUGGCUUUUGGUUAUUGAUAAUGCAGAUGAUUCUGAUAUGUGGCUAACGUCCACAUCGCCGGCGCUAAAGACAUUUCUGCCGGCUAAUGAGGAAGGAUUUGUUCUGUUUACCUCUCGCAACGGGGCUCUGGUAUCUCGACUUGUUGGGCCAAACGUCAUCAAGCUCUCUGAGAUGGACGGUGCAGCUGCUGUUGCUCUGUUGAGAGGUUUCCUAAUCCAGAGGGACCUGACCGAGGACGAGGAGUCAGCUGUCGCGCUUGUUAACAGAUUAAGCGGUCUUCCGUUGGCUCUGAUUCAAGCCUCGAGCUUUAUUAACGAGAAUGGCAUGUCUUUGGAAACAUAUUUGAGCUUUUUAGAUCAACAAGAGGAAAGCGAGAUCGAGUUGCUCAACCAAGACUUCGAGGACGAGUAUCGGUAUCCAGACACUGAAAACCCAGUGUCCACAACUUGGCUGAUAUCCUUUCAAUCUAUCCAAAGGACCAAUGAACUUGCAGCAAAAUAUCUUACAUUUAUCGCUUGUAUCGACUACAAGGAUAUUCCGCUUUCCCUCCUUCCAGAAGCAGGCACAGAACUCGAAAAACAAAAGGCCUUGGGCAUUCUCAGGGCCUAUUCGUUUAUCUCUCAGCAGGCAAGCAGCGAGCUUGUAACUAUGCAUCGACUUGUUCAUCUAGCUACCAGGAAUUGGCUGCGGAAAGAACGCAUCUUAUAUGAGCGAACGAUAUCUGCGGGUGAACACAUCAGCGAGGUAUUCCCAGAAGGCAAAUACGAACAACAAAGUCUGUGGCGGAAAUAUCUCCCCCACGCUCAGGUUUUGCUCGAAAGGGAGGAAUUUGAGUCCGAUGGUGAUGUAAAAGACUAUCUCGCUGGGAAGGUUGGGAGAUGCUUUGUGGAAGAGGGACGGUACGAUGAUGCAGAGCGUCUGCUAUUAGAGUGUGUGGCUUCUAGGCGCGAGCUGCUGGACGCAAACGAUCCGAAACUCCUCUCGAGCAUUACAGAUCUCGGUAGAGUAUACUGGGGACAGGGAAGAUAUAAAGAAGCCGCGGACGCCUCAAUUCAAGUGUUGCACUCACAGCAGGUUGUACUAGGUGAUGACCACCCGGAUACUUUGCUCAGCAAGCAUGUUCUUGCAGCCGGCAUGCUUUUUCAGGGUCGAUUAGAAGAGGCUGAAACAAUUAACCGGCAAGUAUUCCAGCAACGGAAGUCUAUAUUAGGCGAUGAAGACCCUGCAACACUUCGCACUAUGUCCGCUCUUGGGGCAGUACUACGAUAUAGAGGGCGGUUGCAAGAGGCUGAAGAGCUUCUGGGUCAGGCGGUAGAGUUAGGCAGGGUUAUAUUGGGUCCCGAGCACCCUCAUACACUUGAUAGCAUGAUGUCCCUCGCACUAAACUUAAGUGAAUUAGGAAGGCUGUCAGAAGCAGAAGAGCUUCUACUCAAGGUGUACGAGGUACAAAAGACUAUACUCGGCGAAAAUCAUCCAAGCACGCUGAUCACUAUGGGUAAUCUGGCGUGCAUCUACCAUGAAAUGAACCGGCUCGAGGAAUCGGAAGAGCUUCACGCUAAGACUCUGGAAAUAAGAAAGGCUAUUCUAGGCCCUGAGCACCCGGAUACAUUGUAUAGUAUGAGUAAUCUGGCCAUCACCUUCCAAGAUCGAGGACGGUUGGCAGACGCAGAGGAACUUGCGAUCCAGACUUUGGAUAUCAGAAAGGCUAAACUAGGAGCUACACAUCCAGAAACACUCAGGAGUAUAGCGAUUCUGGCGGAUGUUUGGAGAAACCAAGGCCGUCUUGACGAGGCUAUUGCCUUGCUCUCCGAAUGUGCUGAACUGCGGGGAAGCCACCUUGGACCCGAGCAUCGGAAUACCAUUGCUACCAAGUCGAGACUGAAGUCAUGGCGAAAGGAACUACACAACAAGUCUCCCCGGGAGUAUGUCGACACGGAGCAGGAAAGCGAGAGAUCUGAGGGCCGCAAGAAGAGCCGAAGGCGUUUCCUUCGAAGGUCAAGACAACCUGAAGCCAAAUCACUGCGUCAUUUACUAUCUUUUAAGACAUAA